Schistosoma rodhaini is the source of this 3389-nucleotide messenger RNA. Lineage: Eukaryota; Metazoa; Platyhelminthes; Trematoda; Strigeidida; Schistosomatidae. The record is from the annotation of a GenBank genome assembly.
UAUUGUGUGUACUAUGGGAACACGCGGAAUAGCAUGAGGGAAAUCUGAAAAAGAGAAUAAAGAAAAAUGCUAGUUGACGACCUAGCAGGCGCAGUAAAUGCACUUUCACUUACUAAAAAAAGCAAUAGACAUUCAGCAAUAACACAAGCCUCGGAUUAAAACAAUCUUGAAGUCAAAACUAGAAUCAGAUAAUUUAGCCUACUGCACAACUACUCCUUUUGAUAAAACGCUAUACCAGUGCUUUUAGUGCAUUAAUUAUGGCUAGGAAUAAAUCAGCAUUACUUCAUGAACUUUUCAAAUCUAGCACAUGAACAGUUGUAUCAUUUAACGGGAAGCUAAAUUAUGAGCACUACCAAUUAUCAAGUACAAAGUAUAAUGACAAUAAGCUAGCCACCGGUAUGACCUUUUUAGUUUGCUUUGAUGUCGAUACAUACAAGAGCACAUAUAUGUUGAUAUAAUGCUAACUAACAAACGAUGAAUAAUGAUUAACCCACGCUCAUGGAUGUCUGACCUUCCCGCUCAUAUAUCACAGAAGGCCCUUAAUCUGAUAAGCAUUCCAGGUAGUCAUGAUUCAUUUACGUAUUCGAUUACUCAACAUAAUCCUCCUUCUCCUGAUAAUUCUAUUUGUCGUUUGGAUAUAUGUUUACCUCGUUCAUUUUUAAGCCGAAUAUUAUAUCCUUGGAGUGUAACACAAUCACUAAGUUUAGUUGAUCAGCUGGAGGCUGGGAUUCGAUAUUUUGACUUUCGUAUUUGUGCACGACAGAAAUGCUUGAACAAAUGUAAAAAUGGUGAAUCUGGAUUUUAUUUAGUACAUGGACUAUACGCAAACCUGUUAUCUGCAGAACUUCAGAGCAUUCUUGGUUUCCUCCGAGCCAAUCCGAGAGAAGUUCUUAUUGUGGAUUGUAAUCAUUGUUAUUGUUUUGAAACUGAUGAACAGAAAGAUUGUUUUGAAUCAACUGUUUUAAAGAUUUUAGAUUAUAUUAUGUUCCCUUAUCAAAAAAAUAUUCCAACAUUAGAAGAACUUUGGAGUGCUAGCAAACAAGUCAUAUUUAUAUCGUGCCAUCGAAAAUCCCCUGAGAAGAUCCAUCCAAAAUUUUGGCCUUCUAGUAGCAUAAAAUCAUUUUGGCCGGAAACUGUUGGUCCACGAGCCAUGAUUUCAUUCCUAAAUAACCAUAUUAAGUAAGGUUUAUUCAUUUUUUUACUGCUGUUGUCUUAUUCACUUGUUUGUAAUUUCCUAUUUUAUUUACACAUGUCUUGUUAUUAGUUUUUCGUUCUGACGUCUGUAUCAGGUUCAGAUUUAUUAGUUUGUCUCUUUGUUUUUCUUACUUGAGAGAUUACUAUGAAUAGCAACUACUAUUAACAAUCCACUGUUUUUUUGUUUCCUUUCAUGAAAAAAUUAAUGGGACGAAGAUCAGUUUUUUUAUAUGUAUCCUAAAGCAUGUAGUUUUCCUGACUUAGAAACAAGAAGCAUAACUGUAUUUUUUCAUAGUUUGUUUUUAGUGUUAAUGCAAGUUGGUAAAUUUUGAGAACGUACCGUCAUACAAGAUAACGUAAUUAUCUUAGGGUUAACACAUAUGUGAGAUAAUAAGAUGCAGUAUUAAGCCGUCGCUUUUAAAGUUGAUAAUGUUGCUUGUUAGAAAACAUCAUCAUGGAUGAUCGUCAAGUACUAAUCUAUAAAAUAAGCCUGUUAUAUACGGCGUAGGAACUAAACUACUUGUUCAUUUAAAUCAAAGUAGACCUGUGGUGUGUGCUACUGAUGUCGAUGGAUAUAAGUAGUAAGUAUCACCAAUCGAAAGUGAAAUGCCUGGCGGCAGAAGGUUAAGAAGAUAGAAAAGAGCGAGAACGGUUGGUGUGGAAAUGAAAGAACAUUGACGUGUGAGACAAUUGUUUGACAUUUUUCAAAUGAAGUAUUUACUGUACGGUUCCCAAAUUUAUUAAGAUAUUCUGUAAUUUUGCAUUAAAAUACAUUUUGUUGUCACAGCCUAUGUUCUCGUUCACUACAGAUCGAGAAGAUAUGUUGUUGUUAAUCAACAGUUUCUGAGAUUCUACAACUUAAACCAAAACGUGCUACAAUUGGUUAUUUGACUUUUACUAAUGAAUACUCCAAUUACCACUGGUGUCGAGUGGUUCUUGGAAUUUUUUCAGACAUUUCCAAACCACAUCUUCAUAGACCUGAUAAUACUUUCUCUGUGCACCAAGGUAUUCUUACUCCAACUUUAUCAUUCAUUUUACUUCAUCCAUUUGGUUCAGUUCAUCAUUUAGCUAAAAUAGCUGGAAAAUAUUAUCAACAAUGGUUAAAUAAACCAAAUCAAUUAGCUGGACCAGAUGGUAUUAACAUUACACUAAUUGACUUUUUUGCAACCACUUACCCAACAUACAUACAUGAUGUUGUCUCAAUAAACUAUAAAACUUGGCCGAACGGUAAAAUAUCUGAUUAAUGUUUUAUUUUAAUCGUCAAUGCCUUAUAUACUUUUUGAUUUUUAAUUUUAUUUAUUCCUACUUUCAAAUUCCCCGAGUUGAUCGUUAUUUUUUAUAACUUCCAUGAUUUCAAUUUUGAUAAUUUUUUUAUUUAGUGAACAUGUAGAUUGAAAAAAAUAUUUUGCUAUUCAUGAUUACUUCUUUUUUUUUGUAAUAUUUAAAGAAAAAGAAUAGAAAAGCUAAAGAAGAGCUGUUUUCUUAGUUAUUAUACAAAUUAUGGUGUUGUUUAGAAAUGCUUACCUUUAGUAUUCCUAUUAAACUCCAUCAUAUGAGAACUAGACGAUGCUAAUCGUUUUCCAUCUUAUUUUUGAGUGAAUCAACUAAUUGAGUUCAAGUAUACAAAUUUAAUGUAACUCAUUUAGACUGAAAUGAUACAAAGUUUUUGUUUUAUGAACACAUUUAUUAAGACAACAGAAAAUGUUUAACACAUGCUUUGAAUUUGUCAAAUGUCAGAUAACACUUCAAGAUUACUACAUUGAUCAAUUACAAUUUACGUCAGCCUCAAAAGUGAGCUGAUAGCAAAAGACAAUUUGACGUAAUUGUAGUAUUGAGGAUGAUGAUUGAAAUUUUGAGUAGUGCAGUGUCUAGUAGUCAAACAUUAACGUGUCACAAAUACUGUAUUUGAACUGUUUGUUGGUAUCCGUGAAAUAUUACAUAUUAUUGGAAGAAGGCAUCAGUGAUAUGGAAGCAUUCAUUUUUUUCUAUUCUAUACAAACUGAACACCAUAUAUACAAAACUAUAAACCAUCCUAUUUUACUUAUUAUUCAACUUUCUGUCAUUAUGCUGUUAUGGGGUAAUAUCGACCUGUCUGGUUGCAUUAAAACUAAAAGUUAUCAUUGUAAGCAAAGAUGGAUAGUGACUAGCAGUGGAAUCCAGGACGCGCAUUUCGUCCUAUUUAAGACUCGUCAGCU